Molecule: messenger RNA, 1478 nt
Organism: Trichogramma pretiosum
Lineage: Eukaryota; Metazoa; Arthropoda; Insecta; Hymenoptera; Trichogrammatidae
Product: methylosome protein 50-like
Exons: 4
Coding region: 169-1245 (358 amino acids)
Biological process (GO): oocyte axis specification
Cellular component (GO): methylosome
Molecular function (GO): protein binding
Source: RefSeq, a predicted model, not a curated record
GAGUUUCUCUCUCUUUGCUUCUGCCCCUGCACGUGUGCUGCUCCGCGCUGUUUUGUACGCGAAAUAUCGUACGCAUCCGCGUGUGCCGUAUUACUACGAGUUGUGCGUUGUAAAUUUUGAUAAAACACUCUUUUUGUAACCUCGAGCAAAGUCGACGUUUUUACGAAGAUGGAAGUGAUACCGAGUCCCUUGAUCGAUCCCAAUGCCAAUGCCGAAGCUUAUAGAAGUCUCGCGGGGCAGAAUCAACAACCGGGCUUCGAUAAACAAUUGGAAUUCUUGAUUAUUCACAAAGAUGAGAGCCUGGUUUUGGGAGCAAGUAAUAUGCAAGAUCGAUACUGGAGUGGUUCUCUAUGGUAUCAUAAAAAUGUUGACAAUUUCAGUCAUGAAAAUUAUUUGACUUCGAUCAAAACUGAGAGCGGAGCUCGGGCAGCCUGUUAUUUGGGAAAAUUUGACACUUUUGCUAUCGGCGAAGAUAGCGGCCUUCUGCAAAUAUUCAAUUUGAACUACAAUCCUGUCACGAAGAAGACAGAUUUACAUUGCAUAGGAUAUUCUUGUCAACACGAUGACAGCAUUACUUCAAUUUCAAAAUUUGAAGAUGACAGUCGUAUUGUCACUGCAGGAAUGGAUUCAAGUAUAAAAGUUUGGGAUACCAAGGACAUGGUAGCUACUCAUUCAUACUCACCUGCACAUUUGGAUGCUGUUACUUGUGUUGCAACUCAACCAGGUAGCAAUGAAGUAUUUGUUUCUACUUCAUUAGAUCAUGAAGUACUUUUAUGGGACACCAGAAAAGCCAAACCUGCUACAGGUUUGUGGGAUGAAUUUCAUUGUGGAUUUACUGCAGUAUCAUGGAAGCCUAUAGAUGGUAAUAUAAUUGCUCUAGGAGCACAGGAUGGUAGCAUAACUGUGAUUGAUAUUCGGCAUUCAAAAGAAGCUCUUGAAAAUUCAAUUCAAUUUUCUAGAGGAGUACAUAAAUUAUCAUUUAAUCCUGAUAAACCAGCUCAUUUAGCUGGCUGUUGUGAUUCUGAAAACAUUAAAGUAUUUGAUGUGGAUAAUAGUUUAGAAAUUUUAUAUGAAAAUGAGAGUCAUGAUGAUUUUGUUAGAGAUCUUGCAUGGCACAAAAAUGAUUUGCUCACAUGUUCUUGGGACUUCACAGUUCUUAGACAUACUCCAUAUACUGCAAAUUCUCAAGCUGAAAGUUUUACACCUGAAAGCUCACCAACUAAAGUGGUUCAAGUUGAUGAAUAAUAUAUGCUAGAUUUCUCUAUUCCAAAUAAAAAGAUUUUGUAUAGUUUAAAAACAUAAUUUGAUAACAGUUAAGUUAAACAGAUAAAUGCAACAAGACUUUUUUUUAUUCAUUACUGGACAGACUUUUUUAAUUUUAUUUUUUAAAUUUAGUUAGAAUAAAUUUCUUUCUAAUGUAUAAAUAAUGACUGCUUUAAAUAUAAAGUAAUUUUUUUGUUGAUUUCAUAUCAUUUGAA